Molecule: messenger RNA, 988 nt
Organism: Culex quinquefasciatus (southern house mosquito)
Lineage: Eukaryota; Metazoa; Arthropoda; Insecta; Diptera; Culicidae
Exons: 3
Coding region: 124-831 (235 amino acids)
Source: RefSeq, a predicted model, not a curated record
UCUUGGCAACCGGUACAGUUUGGCUCGCAGUAUCGGCCAAAGCGCGUCUUCCAGUUAAAGUUUUGUGUUUUCAAGUACGAUUUCUCAGGAUAACGUUAUCCUUAGUAGUUGUGUACUAGUGCCAUGUUGAAGUUCACGAUCCUUGCCAGUUGCCUGGUAGCGGCGGCCGUCUGCUCCGGAAGCGGCUGGAGCUCCGGAGGCCAAGGCUGGAAUUCCGGUGGUGGUUACGGUGGCGGCAGUGUCAUUAGCGUUGCCCCCGUUAAGGUAUGGCCAUCGUCUGGUAGCGGCUGGAACCAGGGAGGCUCAGGAUGGAACAAGGGUGGAUCCGGAAUAGGCCAGGGUACUUCCGGAUGGAACCUUGGAGGAUCAGGCUGGAACAAGGGAGGAUCUGGGUGGAAUCAGGGAGGAUCGGGCUGGAGCCAGGGAGGAGGUGGCUCCGGAUGGAGCCAAGGCGGCGGUGGCUCCGGAUGGAACCAGGGAGGACAAGGCUAUGCCAAGUCGUACAGCAACUACAAUGCCGUUGGUGGACACGGAUCUGGUCGUAGCCUGGGUGGAUGGCCAUCGACGAGCGGAGGUUGGUCUUCGGGAGCUUCGGCGUGGCCCUCGAGCAACGCUGGCUGGUCUGGUAACACCGGAGGAUGGAGCAAGGGAGGAGGCUGGCCAAGCUCGUCCGGAUGGAGCACCGGAGGCGCCAACCAGGGCUGGACUGGAAAGGCUUACAGCACUGGAGCUACUGGAGGUUAUGGUGGUAACACCGGCGGAUGGUCGAAUGGAGGCUACGGAGGAAACAGUGGAUGGUCUACCGGAGGUUCCAGUGGAUGGAAGUGGUAAAACAGCCCAACUAACUACCUCUACGAUAAUACUGUGACCUGUGUUCAAAACUCGCGAUCAGUCAAACCACAACCCACUUGUAAGGAAAACUCAUGACAGAUGUACAAUAAAAUUCAACUUUUGUAAAUUUGUAAAUAAACGUAACUUAAAGUUCUAA